AUGGCCUUCAGUUCAAGCGAGCGGCGGCUUUUGCUGGAGACUAUCAACGACAUGCUGGCUGAAGACUUCUCGUCGAGUCCUAUGCCCGGUGUUGGACUGCCAGUGUACUCUUACCUAUGGAACGUGAUCGUCAACGGACUUCCUGCACCCAUUUACGGAGCCACCCAUUUCCAGGAUGUUGCAUUCGUUUUCGAUAACAUUGAAGGCAUUGGAUAUGCUGCCAACCCGUUUGCGAACGAGCCUCAGUCACACCUAGAGUUGGCGGACCUGAUGAGGAAGAUGUGGGUUCACUUCAUACACUACACCAGCCCCAACUUGGAAACUGCUACUAUCGCGUGGCCGAAAUAUAAGCCUGGACUCCACAAUACCCUUGUAUUCGAUACUGAUUACGAGUAUCUUGGCUACAUUGCGAAGGACAAGUACAGAAAGGAGGCGAUCUCGUACCUCCAGGACCAUGUCUUCGUGUAG
Molecule: messenger RNA, 468 nt
Organism: Aspergillus pseudoviridinutans
Lineage: Eukaryota; Fungi; Ascomycota; Eurotiomycetes; Eurotiales; Aspergillaceae
Exons: 1
Coding region: 1-468 (155 amino acids)
Source: RefSeq, a predicted model, not a curated record